CUUUGUUGUAACUUUUUGUGUUUUGUUAUUUUGACAAAAUGAUCCCAAACCAUGCGAAAGUAAUACGGCAUAUUGCACAAGCUACUCACUAAUUGUGGUUGUAAGAAUGUUCUUUUUUUCACGGAUUGCCAGGUCUAAAUCUUUCCCAAAUAUCACUGCACGAAAGUAUUAUUCAUCCAUCGUAAGACGUUUCAUAGCAGAUGCACUCACUGGUUAUGAGGAGACUGUAUUCAUACCGUUACGUUGUACAAGUUGGCAUUUAGGUGAUAAAUUUUCGAAAGCACGCAUUACUACAGUCCAGUAUCUAAAAGACGAAUUUGGAAGGAGACGAGAGCCAUCGUCUGUUAAUAAAAACGAUAUAAAAAGAGGAAAAGUGAAGACCCAUUUAAUACCAUUCAGUUCUAUGUUUCACAAUGGGUUUCAUGCACUUGAAUGUUUCAAUAACGGAACCUCAAUUACAAUUGAAGACAACAUGCAAGUUGAGAAAGCUAAUUAUAACAGAUAUUUACUUCAGUAUGACUUAGACGCUUUUGUGACUGGGUUUCUUUGUGAGAAAGACCAUCAUGAGGAGUGUUUAAAGAAGAUCCUCACCAUAGAUAAUGAGACAGAAAUAAGUGUUAUCAUGGCCAAUCAUCUCUUUUCUAGACUUACAGCACCAAGGGUUGGGACAACAUACAACGUAACAAAUGAUACAAAGGGAAAACCUGUACAUGUAUACUGUAAUUGCUCCAAGAAGUGUGGAGAGGAAAUUUUGUACGGCAAUACUGGAUUUGGUAGUGAGUUGCUAUGGUAUGGCAAACCUGACAUUAUGGUGUUCCCAAUAGGAGGAGUAAACUGUAGCAUUAUAAUACCACCAAAACCAAAGGAUGAGUCAGCAGACUAUGAAUAUCCAAGCGGGCCAAAUAUGUCUAAACAUAAACACAAUAUGGAUUUUAAUCCUGAUGAUUUAACUUUAAGAGAAAAGUAUAACAAAUCUCAAAUCAUUGCCACUGCUAUUACUUCCUCUAUGUAUCAGAAGAAAUGUCAACAAGAAAAGGGGGGUUUGUUUACAAAUGUGUCAUUAUUACCACUGAUUGCAGCCAAUGGAACUUCAUUUGAUAUAUAUCUUUAUGAUUCUGAACGAGAUAUUCUUUUAAGAAACAGUGGCCUACCAAUACCUUUGUGGGAUGGACCUUUCAACAAACCACCGUUGUAUAGACUAAAUAUGUCAUCUGUUCUUAAACUUUGGAUGACAAUUAAUCAUGCAUCAAUUCAGCCUUCAUUAUCAUUGGAAGAUAACCAGUUGUUAUCAGGAACAUGUGACUUUAAAGGGAGACUACCUAAAGAUGUUUUAAAAAAUAUAGAGUCUACUUUAGAAAUGAAGGAUAAGUUCCAACCAAUGGAAGAGCAGGAAUUUGAAUUUGACUUCAUGAAUUUAAAUGUUAGCCCACCAAAAAAGUCAUUGCCAGUUGAGUGCUUAUGAAUGUAAUACAAAUCAAUUUUUUAUACAAAAAGACAAGAUUAUAAUUGAACAAUCUUUAUUUGACUAAAUGAACUUUAAGACAAUUAAAAGACAGACACCAACAUCUGUGCUAAGUCAGAGUUAUGAAGACUACUUUUUGAAUGUAUACAAAAAACUUGAUGAUUAUUUUAUUUGAUAUUUAUUGGACUCUUGAGAUUUAUAUAUAUACCCUGACCACUUCAAUGCAAUAAGUCUAAAUUUGUAUAAAAAUUAUCUAUAUGUAAAAUUAUUGCAAUUUGAAUGUUCCUCUGUUUGAUAAAUAUUUGAAACAAAGAUAAG
Messenger RNA from Mytilus trossulus (common blue mussel), 1780 nucleotides. RefSeq lists its product as uncharacterized. Lineage: Eukaryota; Metazoa; Mollusca; Bivalvia; Mytilida; Mytilidae. The record is from RefSeq and is a predicted model, not a curated record. The transcript is spliced from 3 exons. The coding region runs from base 107 to 1462 and encodes 451 amino acids.